GCAUACGUGGCGGUCCAAGCCCCACCCCACCGCUCGGCCAUUUGCCGGCCACCACGCGUCUGCCGCUCCCUGGACUCGACUCCUCUCGUCUCGGUUGGGGGGAGAAAGAGAGAGAGAGCAGAGAAGACAGGGAGGGGGGAAGAGGCCGUCUGCGAAUUUGAGGAUUUUCCUCUCCCUCUCUCUCUUUUGUUCGUAGCCGUCUGGAUAUGCUACCGCUGGCACCCGGGAGACAGCACGAAUCGGGCGCGGUCGCCGCUACCUGAGCUGGAGGAGGAUGUUUGAUUGCAACGGGGAAUCCCAACAGCAGGUUUAGAUGUGGUGGUUUGAGAAGGGGUAGGAGAUGCUUUCCAUGGAGGUCUGAGCGUGGUUGCGCAGCAGAGCAAGUCAUUUUGACAUCUCUAUGUUUUUUUUUUUUGACGGGGGAGCAGUCAUGGUUUACUACUAGUACUAGUUACGGAUGUAGCCGGUAAGACUGCCUAUUGCUUCGAGGAGUACUGGAAUGCUGCGCCACGUGCUUGAGAGGGGAAAAAGCACAACAAAUAUUUUGUAUGUGUGUAGUGUUGCUGCAAUCUGUCUAUCUGAAAAUGACCCCAUUUUAGCACCAGUUUUCAUACCUACCUGAAAAUGACCCUAUUUCAAGCUCUGUAUGGUUUUCCACCUCUCAUGGUAGCUGAGUCUACACUACCUGACUCCAUUUGUGAGGACAGUGAGAACUUAUUACAAAACAGAGAGCUAGCAAUGGAAGUGAUCAAGAAAAAUUUGCUGAAAGCUCAAGACAGAAUGAAGUACUUUGCUGAUAAGAAGAGAACUGACAGGCAAUUCCAAGUGGGUGACAUGGCCUAUCUCAAGCUUCAACCUUACAGGCACACCUCACUUAGUCUCCACAAACACCUGAAACUCCAUUCCAAAUUUUAUGGUCCCUUCAGAGUGCUGCUAUAAAUUGGGAACACUACAUAUAAAUUGCUCCUUCCAGAAGGGUGUCAACUACAUCAUACCUUCCAUGUCAGGCAGCUCAAUAAGCAUGUCAGCCCUCAUGUCAUACCAACUCGUCACUUGCCUCUAGUGGAUGAGAAUGGACUGAUCAAAAUGGAGCCAGAAAAGGUACUGGAAAGGAAAUUGAUUCCCAGACCACAGGGGAACAUCAGUAUUCCUGUUGUAUGUUUGCUAGUCAAAUGGGCGAACAAGUCGAUCGAAGCAGCAACAUGGGAGGACUCAACAUUUAUAUAAAAGUUUUUUCCCUCCUUUCAGCCUUGAGGACAAGCAUUGUCCCAAUUGGGGGGUAUUCUCAGGUAGGGGAUGGAAUCUGGGCUGAACUCAGGGAGAAUGAAGACCAUAUAACACCUUGCCCCAAGGAUACGAAGGAUAGUAGAUCAAUCUGUGUUCGAGACCAGAAGAAGAAUGAUGAUGAAGCAGCUAGUGUUGUGGGCCUUACUGAAUGUACUUCAGGGGGUCAAACUGAACAUCCUGGUUUGGAAAAGCAGGCUGCCACUGAGGCUAGUGGACAUUAUUCAGCUGCACAACUUGACAUAGAAUCCUGGCCUGACCUGCCUCUCCCGAGCACUGCAUUUGAUAGAAACUACAAUGACUAUAAUAUAGCAUCAACAUAUUUGGAUUUCAAUUCUGCAUCUAGUUUACAAAAAGUUACCAGAAGCGUGUCAGUGCAGCUGGAUGGUGAAUCUGAAGUGUUUGGCAAUGAGAAUGAAGAAAAGAGCAACAACCUUCUCGACUGUGACUGGGGCAAUAUUGGAGAUUUUGAUGAUUUUGACUACUUGUUUAGCAACACUGAAGCCUUAUUUGGAAAUGAGAUGAUUGUUAAUGGCAGUAAUUUCCUUGUUACGAGUUCAGAUGUGGUUGUCGGUACUGUACAAUCAAUCCCCUUUCCGUGUAUACCAUUAAAUAAGCAACCAUCUUCUGAUUGUGGAUCUUCUUCGGUUCUGAUUAAUUGUACUCCCAGUAAAAUAGCCAAACAAGAAAUCAAGGGAGAUGUAAAGAAGAGACAAUUGAAAUCACAAAGAAAACCAGAUGACGGAAGCAAAAGUAAAACAUCCAACAAUACAAGUGGUUUCUCCCAGAACCAAGGACACCAGCAACCAGACAGUUUGCAUUCAUUAUCCGAACCUCCUGUCCAGCAUUUUCAGACUCGUCAAUAUGCACUGCUCCACGAUAGCAAGAAUAUGGAGCAAUUUCAAGAUGCUAUUCAGCUUGCAUUCCCUGGCUAUGGAUAUCCUGCAUAUCCAUGUCCUACCAUUCCGGCGGUGUCAAAUAUUCAGGCUGAAGGCCAUCAGACAAACCCAAAGGCUGCAUGUUACCAAACUUCAGUAGAUCCUCUGAAGCAAUCAAGUUCCACAGAAAAGCCACAAGAUAUGCCAUCAAGGGCACUGAUGAUGACACCCCAGGAAAAGAUUGAAAAGCUUAGGCGCCGACAACAACAACAUGCCCUGAGAGCUAUUCAACAACAGCAGCAGCAAUUUUGUCAAGAGGGUUCGGGCAGGGACACUUUGGUACCUCGAGCAUACUCCCGAAGGAACAAGAACUCAGAUUCAUUAGGGAGUUCAGGUAUCAUAGACGAAAAUGCACUAGAGCAGACUUCAGCUUGUCGUAAAGAGAUUCAUAAGAAUUCUGGAAUUCCUGAUGAUCCCUUUAUAGAGGAAAAAAUAUAUUAUGAGCUUAAAGAUGCCCUUGGGAAGCUGGAUGCCAGGACUCGACUCUGCAUUUGAGACAGUCUGCUUCGAUUGGCUCAUAGUUCCUCACAGAGACAAAUUGCUGGUGACAGAACUAGCAGUAACAAGACUAAAAGAGAUGAAGAUGAAGUUUCAGAAAAUGACGCAUCCAACAGGAGAAAAAGGGACACUUUGGUGUGCUUGAGGCAAAAGGCAAAUAUUCCCCUGAAAGUUGGAAGCUCUAGGUAUUUACUGGUGUAGUUGGAACAUGCAUCGUUGUUGGCUGAUACAAGAAGAUUCAGAAAAGGGACUGCCACGUAAAUAAAUACAACCAUGUCCACAUAUCUCUGGUGAAGGAAGCAGAAACAGACACCAAUCCAGUCGAUCGAAUUGUAGCCCAUUUGCUGUUUCAUAGACCAUGUUCGACGGUUGCAACACUUGCAAAGGAAGAAAUCGCAUCCUCGACUCUGAUGUCACUUGAAGCUGAUUCCAAGAUGCCUGGGGCCACGCCUGGGCGACCAUCAGGAGAUCAACAGACUGCGCAGGAAAUGGCAAUUCAGCCUUCAGUGUAACGGAUGUGUGUUCAGAGUUUACUCAAAUGAUAGUAAAAUAGGAAUUCUGUAUUUGCAUUUUGAUACGCCCGUUUCCCCUGGAUGGUUGGUCUUUCUCCAGAGAGUACGCAGAUGGAGACCAACGUGACAUCCGAAUGGUACCCUACUUUUAUAGAUAGCGGCCGCAGCGUCCCGCAGGUCUUUGUACUGUAUUUUAUAAAGUUAAAUACACUACAGGUGCCUUAACUUGCCCGGCGCGGCCAGUUUGGUGUCUAAACUUGAAAAAUACACAAAAGUGGUGACGUAA
Messenger RNA from Triticum aestivum (bread wheat), 3518 nucleotides. RefSeq names its product protein LNK2. The record is from RefSeq and is a predicted model, not a curated record. The transcript has 11 exons. NCBI's taxonomy places the organism in Eukaryota, Viridiplantae, Streptophyta, Magnoliopsida, Poales, Poaceae. Bases 1158 to 2717 code for a protein of 519 amino acids. Gene Ontology annotation, biological process: regulation of DNA-templated transcription; circadian rhythm.